GUGUUUCCCUGCGCAGCUCCCAGCUCUAGUGACUCAGGCAGGAAACUCCCGGCCCAGCGCGGCGGCGGCGGCGAUCCCCAGGGUGGCGGCGGCAUCCCGAGCUGCCGCGGACUGGCAAAAUGGCUGCUCAAGUUACUUUGGAGGAUGCUUUGUCCAAUGUGGAUCUCUUGGAAGAAUUACCAUUACCGGAUCAGCAACCGUGCAUAGAACCCCCUCCAUCAUCUCUGCUUUACCAGCCAAACUUCAACACUAAUUUUGAAGAUAGAAAUGCAUUUGUUACAGGCAUUGCAAGAUAUAUUGAACAAGCUUGUGUCCAUUCUAGCAUGAAUGAAAUGCUGGAAGAGGGCCAAGAGUAUGCUGUCAUGCUGUAUACAUGGAGGAGUUGCUCAAGAGCCAUUCCUCAGGUCAAAUGCAAUGAACAGCCUAACAGAGUAGAAAUAUAUGAGAAAACCGUGGAAGUUCUGGAGCCGGAGGUCACAAAACUGAUGAAUUUUAUGUACUUUCAGAGAAAUGCAAUUGAACGGUUCUGUGGAGAGGUGAGACGUUUAUGUCAUGCAGAGAGGAGGAAAGACUUUGUGUCCGAAGCAUAUCUCAUCACACUGGGCAAAUUCAUCAACAUGUUUGCAGUACUGGAUGAACUGAAAAAUAUGAAAUGCAGUGUGAAGAACGACCACUCUGCCUACAAGCGUGCUGCACAGUUUCUGCGUAAAAUGGCUGAUCCUCAGUCCAUCCAGGAAUCCCAGAACCUUUCCAUGUUUCUUGCCAAUCACAACAAGAUAACACAAUCUUUACAGCAACAGCUUGAAGUGAUUGCCGGGUAUGAAGAGCUGCUUGCAGAUAUUGUGAAUUUGUGUGUGGACUACUAUGAAAAUAAAAUGUAUCUAACACCCAACGAGAAACACAUGCUUCUAAAAGUAAUGGGUUUUGGAUUGUACCUGAUGGAUGGAAGUGUUAGCAACAUCUAUAAACUAGAUGCAAAGAAAAGGAUAAACUUGACCAAGAUAGACAAGUUUUUUAAGCAGCUGCAAGUGGUCCCACUGUUUGGCGACAUGCAGAUUGAACUGGCAAGAUACAUUAAGACUAGUGCCCAUUAUGAGGAAAACAAAUCCAGAUGGACAUGCACUUCUUCCACCAGCAGUCCCCAGUAUAAUAUCUGUGAGCAGAUGAUCCAGAUCAGAGAGGACCAUAUGCGCUUUAUUUCAGAGCUGGCUCGUUACAGCAAUAGCGAGGUGGUAACUGGAUCUGGACGUCAAGAAGCUCAGAAAACAGAUGCAGAGUAUCGGAAACUAUUUGAUCUUUCCCUCCAGGGGCUGCAGCUCCUAUCUCAGUGGAGCGCGCAUGUUAUGGAAGUGUAUUCAUGGAAGCUAGUGCAUCCAACUGACAAAUACUCAAAUAAAGAUUGCCCUGACAAUGCGGAAGAGUAUGAAAGAGCAACACGAUACAAUUAUACCAGUGAGGAGAAAUUUGCUCUGGUUGAGGUUAUUGCUAUGAUUAAAGGCCUUCAGGUGCUGAUGGGUAGGAUGGAAAGUGUCUUUAACCAUGCGAUCCGCCAUACCAUUUAUGCUGCUCUGCAGGACUUCUCCCAAGUCACGCUUAGAGAACCAUUAAGACAGGCCAUCAAAAAGAAGAAAAAUGUCAUUCAGAGUGUUCUUCAGGCCAUUAGAAAGACAGUUUGUGACUGGGAAGCAGGACACGAGCCAUUUAAUGACCCAGCAUUAAGAGGAGAAAAAGACCCCAAAAGUGGUUUUGACAUCAAAGUUCCAAGGCGAGCAGUUGGACCCUCUAGUACCCAGCUUUACAUGGUGAGAACUAUGUUAGAGUCCCUCAUUGCUGACAAAAGUGGUUCCAAGAAAACCUUGAGAAGUAGCCUUGAGGGGCCCACCAUAUUGGACAUAGAAAAAUUUCAUCGCGAGUCUUUCUUCUACACUCAUUUGAUAAAUUUCAGUGAAACUCUGCAGCAGUGCUGUGACCUGUCCCAGUUGUGGUUCAGAGAGUUCUUCUUAGAGUUGACCAUGGGCAGAAGAAUCCAGUUCCCUAUUGAAAUGUCAAUGCCUUGGAUUCUGACUGACCAUAUUCUGGAGACCAAAGAGGCAUCAAUGAUGGAGUAUGUUCUCUAUUCUUUGGAUCUUUACAAUGAUAGUGCUCAUUAUGCAUUAACUAAAUUUAAGAAGCAGUUCCUGUAUGAUGAAAUUGAGGCAGAGGUAAACUUGUGUUUUGACCAAUUUGUCUACAAGCUGGCGGACCAGAUAUUUGCAUACUACAAAAUUAUAGCAGGAGGUCUGCUUCUGGAUAAGCGAUUACGCUCAGAGUGCAAGAAUCAGGGGGCAUCAAUUCACUUGCCAUCGUCCAACAGAUAUGAAACCCUGCUGAAACAGAGACAUGUUCAGCUUCUUGGUAGGUCAAUAGACCUCAACCGCCUAAUCACUCAGCGGAUUUCAGCAGCCAUGUAUAAGUCAUUGGAGCUGGCAAUUGGACGAUUUGAAAGUGAGGACUUAACUUCCAUUGUAGAGCUAGAUGGCUUGAUAGAGAUCAACAAAAUGACGCAUAAACUACUGAGUAGAUACAUGACCUUGGACAGCUUUGAUGCCAUGUUCAGAGAAGCCAAUCACAAUGUGUCGGCUCCCUAUGGAAGAAUCACUCUUCAUGUCUUCUGGGAACUCAACUAUGAUUUCCUUCCAAACUACUGCUACAAUGGGUCCACUAACAGAUUUGUUCGGACUGUGCUACCCUUUUCUCAGGAGUUUCAGAGAGAUAAGCAGCCUAAUGCACAGCCCCAAUAUCUCUGUGGAUCAAAGGCAUUGAACUUGGCUUAUUCCAGCAUUUAUAGCAACUACAGGAAUUUUGUGGGGCCCCCACACUUUAAAGUCAUCUGCCGGCUUUUGGGAUACCAAGGCAUUGCCGUGGUAAUGGAGGAGUUGCUGAAAGUUGUCAAGAGCCUGCUGCAAGGUACGAUUCUUCAGUAUGUGAAGACCUUAAUGGAAGUGAUGCCUAAGAUCUGUAGGUUGCCCAGGCAUGAGUAUGGCUCUCCAGGUAUCCUGGAAUUUUUCCACCAUCAGCUGAAGGACAUUGUUGAAUAUGCAGAACUGAAGACGGUGUGUUUCCAGAAUUUGCGGGAGGUGGGAAAUGCUGUGCUUUUCUGUCUGCUCAUUGAACAGAGCCUGUCCCUGGAGGAAGUGUGCGACCUGCUGCAUGCUGCACCAUUUCAGAACAUACUGCCAAGGAUUCAUGUCAAAGAGGGUGAAAGACUUGAUGCUAAAAUGAAGAGACUAGAAUCAAAAUAUGCUCCACUCCAUCUUGUUCCUCUGAUUGAAAGAUUAGGAACACCACAGCAAAUUGCAAUAGCCAGGGAAGGAGACUUGCUGACCAAGGAACGUCUGUGCUGUGGUCUAUCCAUGUUUGAGGUCAUCUUAACUAGGAUUCGGUCCUUCCUGGAUGAUCCAAUCUGGCGUGGGCCCCUGCCCAGCAAUGGUGUAAUGCAUGUGGAUGAGUGUGUGGAAUUUCACCGUCUCUGGAGUGCGAUGCAGUUUGUGUACUGUAUUCCUGUGGGAACGCAUGAGUUCACUGUGGAACAGUGCUUUGGAGAUGGAUUGCACUGGGCUGGCUGUAUGAUCAUUGUGCUUUUGGGACAGCAGCGUCGCUUUGAUGUGCUGGAUUUCUGCUACCACUUACUGAAAGUACAAAAGCAUGACGGCAAAGAUGAGGUCAUCAAGAAUGUGCCUCUGAAGAAAAUGGUUGAGAGAAUCCGCAAGUUCCAGAUCCUGAAUGAUGAGAUAAUUGCUAUUUUGGACAAGUAUUUGAAGUCUGGUGAUGGAGAGAGUACACCUGUGGAACAUGUGCGCUGUUUCCAGCCACCUAUUCAUCAGUCCCUGGCCAGUAACUAAGUGUGGAUAGACCAUCCUGCUUCUUAUGUUAGCUCCCAUACUUUUGCACCUAGUUAAGUUAUAAGUUUAAAAGAAAAAUGGUUUUAAGGAGCAUCUUCAUCUGCAGUAAGGCCUGUGCUAUUUGAAUGGCCAGUGCUUUUCCUCUUUAAGUCUCCACGCACAAUAACUGUAUACAAUCAUACUUAUUUUUCUAGACUAAAAUUUUAUACUUUGAUAAAGGAUCUGCAAAUGAAAAAGGCUUGUCUGACAGAACUUGUUGCACCCUCUCAUUUGAUGCAAAUUUUUUCCUCAGCUGUCCCCAUAUUUAGCUAUGGAGGGUGAAAAAACCAUGGGUUUUAUUAGAAACAUUUAUAAUUGUGUAUUUUAGAAAAGCAUUAAUUGCUUGGUUAGCCUUUAUAAACUGAGGUUCCUGCUGAUGUUUUGUGAAUAUUUUUAAUCAGUUGAUUUCUUUUGGCAGAACUAAACACCCCAUCUAAUCAGUAAUUAUGGAAAUAAAGGCUAAUUAAGCCAUCCUUUUUAAACAGUAAUUCUUUAACAUGGAGGUGGCUGAUAAUACUCUGCUUUAAAAAAAAAUAGUAGUUCAUAUUAUAGAAAAUUUGGGUCCGUUUAUCAUAUAUCAAGUUUUUGUUAAGAGGAGCAAUUUUCUGAGAGAUGCUUAAGAGUCAAAACAUGUUGUUUCCAUGCUGGUGCUAGGGAAUUCCUGUUUUAAAAGAUGCUUCUAUACACUGAACCUAUCUCAACUCAAUACACGAGCUGUAAUGAAACUAAAUUGCAACUUACAGAGAAUAUUUAAGUUUUGUUAUACCUUUGUAUUUUGUGAAACAUGCCUCAGUAAAAUAGUUUGUAAAAUGUG
This is a messenger RNA of Gavialis gangeticus (Gharial), 4734 nucleotides long. RefSeq names its product cytoplasmic FMR1 interacting protein 1 (gene CYFIP1). Lineage: Eukaryota; Metazoa; Chordata; Crocodylia; Gavialidae. Bases 120 to 3881 code for a protein of 1253 amino acids. Gene Ontology annotation, biological process: modification of synaptic structure; regulation of actin filament polymerization; lamellipodium assembly. The transcript is spliced from 31 exons. Gene Ontology annotation, cellular component: SCAR complex; neuron projection; synapse. Gene Ontology annotation, molecular function: RNA 7-methylguanosine cap binding; small GTPase binding. The record is from RefSeq and is a predicted model, not a curated record.